UAACAUCAGUUAGUACUCUGUACAUAAGAUACUUUUUAUGCACAUAAAUAUAUCUGAAGAGAAAAACUAAACAUCCGCGCAUAUUCUUAACUCAUGAUCAUAGUACAUAUUUCGUCGAUUCCAGUCGAUCGCGAUAUUCUGGGCAAGACAGUUCGUCGUUAAACUGAUAUUGUGUGUGCACCAUCGACAAAUACUUAUUCGGAUUAUCAAGUGACUUGGUGGUUAUAAUAUAUAAGUACUGAACGAUCAGCGGUAUUUGGGUGCGAUGCGGUGGCCAAAAAUUCAGUUGCUUAUCUUAGCAGCGGCAUGUAUCUGUCUAGCUAAGGCCGACGAAUUUGAAAUUCCGGAGGAUUUUGAUCUGGAUGAGUUUGAUGAUACUGACGAAGAGCUGUUGAGACAAUUUGAAGAGAAGCUUGUCAACAAGGAUUUGGCUCAUGAAAAUGAACAUGCAAGGCAAAUAGCAUCCGAUCUGGCGGCAGAACAAUUGAAUAACAACUUGGUUGCAGUUGAUCCGUGUAUACAAAUUCAUUGUGGCGCUGGACGUGUUUGCAAAGCUGAAGGCACAAGUGCUUCGUGCGUCUGUAUUCCUGAAUGCCCAGAGGAAAAUGAUCCUAGACGAAAGGUCUGUACCAACAAAAACGAAACAUGGACGUCGGAUUGCGAAGUUUAUCGCCAACGUUGCCUUUGCGAUUCGGAUGAUCCGGCAUGUCGAGGACCUGAAUUUGCUCAUAUGCACAUUGACUACUACGGCGAAUGCAAGGAGAUGCCGGAUUGUCAAGAAGACGAGAUGAACGAUUUUCCCCGUCGCAUGCGUGAAUGGCUGUUCAACGUUAUGCGUGAUCUGUCUAACCGCGAUGAAUUGGCCGAAAAGUUUGUAUCAUUGGAAGUGGAAGCUGAAACGAAUCUGACCCGACGAUGGGCUAAUGCUGCCGUUUGGAAGUGGUGCGAUCUGGAUGGACAUCCACACGAUCGAACUGUGUCACGACACGAACUGUUUCCGAUCCGUGCACCGCUGAUGGCAUUGGAACAUUGCAUUGCACCAUUUUUGGAAACAUGCGAUCCAGACAACAAUCAUCGAAUUACCUUGAAGGAGUGGGGUAAAUGUUUGGAGUUGGAUGAGGCUGAUAUGUUGGAAAACUGUGACAAACUUGUCAAAGAUAAGGCACAGCAAUAGAGCAGAGCCAAAAUAACUUGAGGUUGAACUUCAGGAUUU
Bradysia coprophila is the source of this 1213-nucleotide messenger RNA. RefSeq names its product secreted protein, acidic, cysteine-rich (gene SPARC). Gene Ontology annotation, biological process: anatomical structure development. The record is from RefSeq and is a predicted model, not a curated record. Lineage: Eukaryota; Metazoa; Arthropoda; Insecta; Diptera; Sciaridae. Gene Ontology annotation, molecular function: protein binding; collagen binding; calcium ion binding.